This is a messenger RNA of Gaeumannomyces tritici R3-111a-1, 1196 nucleotides long. RefSeq lists its product as hypothetical. The coding region runs from base 198 to 1007 and encodes 269 amino acids. The record is from RefSeq and is a predicted model, not a curated record. Lineage: Eukaryota; Fungi; Ascomycota; Sordariomycetes; Magnaporthales; Magnaporthaceae. The transcript has 2 exons.
AGUGACUCAGGUUCGGCCCUAAGCGGCCUGCGCGGGAACCUGUUUUGACCAAGAUCAUAUACCGCCGUGGGCCGUACACUUCGUUUCUCUCGCAAAAAUGAGGAAGCGAUAGGCAGAUAAUCGGAAUCUUGCAAAGGAACAAGAUACCUAGGGUCAACAGGAAAUCUGGCUUGCGGUCAUCGCAGAUCGUCGUCGGAAUGGGGGCUCCCACCAACCACGAACUCAACGCUAAGCGCGAGCAGCACUGCAUAUCCGUCACCCCAGAAAGAAAAUACUACCGGUAUGGCAACACGUGGAUCAAGCGGAGCCUCAGGCCGACCGAGUGGCAGAAGCACGGCGGCUUCAUGUUCGUGCCCAAGUUCAACACGGAGCGCAUAAUCAACGAGGGCGCCUGCCUGCGCUUCGUGGCCGAGCACACCGACAUACCCGUGCCGCGGCUGCACGCGUGCUUCGAGGACGACGGGGCCGCCUACCUCAUCACCGAGUUCGUCGAGGGCAUCGCGCUCGGCCAGCUCGAGCCGGCCCAGCAGCGCAUCGUGGUGCCCGAGCUGGAGCGCCACAUGGCCGCGCUCAAGGUCCUGACGUCGUCCCGCUGGGGCGGGCCCGAGGGGGUGGUCCUGCCCCCCUACCGCGUCAUGCGGCGCUCAAAGGGACACCCGUGGCUCAUGCGCCGCCGCGGCGACGGCGAGAGCCUCGUCUUCUGCCACAACGACCUCUCGGCCAACAACAUCAUCGUCGACCCCUACACGCUGCGCAUCAAGGCCAUCAUCGACUGGGAGUACGCCGGCUUCUUCCCGCCCGAGUUCGACAAGCCGUUUUACCUGAGGCCCGGCCCGCCCGUGGCGCUGCAGGGCGAGGUCGACGAUGUGCCCGCGCUCGAGGCCGCCAUCGACCGCGAGAGGGUCUACGGGAACGGCCACCACUCCUCCGAGUCCACCUCGACCCGCGGGAGCCAGGCCAGCCAGACCGGCUCCCAGCCGUCCUCGGCCCGCUCGAGCCAGGAGUAGGGGAGGGCUGGCGGCGGCCGCUGCUCAUGUUUUCUGUUGGGGGUGCGUUGGCGGUGCCAAUGACAGAGUCAGUCACUCGCUUGGCCUUGUUUGCUUGGUAGAGAUUUAUUCUAUGGGUUGUGUUUAUCAAAUUUCAUCAGGGCCCCUCGUCAUCGAGGGUUGACCCGUGUUCAACGUGGUAUCUUGCAC